AUGGAAAAACCCGUGCUUAAAACAUGGCUAUCCGACCCGGUUUUCCGGCCACCGGAAACUCCUCUAGAGCCGAUGGAAUUUCUCUCCCGGUCCUGGAGCGUCUCAGCUCUCGAGGUGUCCAAAGCCCUCGCUCCUUCAGAAACCUCAGUCGGCGACACCGUCAUACUCGAAGAGGAACCCAUCGCCGGCGGCGAAACAGAGGAGGACGACCUCGUCUCCGGGAACCCUUUCUCCUUCGCUUCCUUUGAGACUUCUCAGAUAGUCAUGGAUCGUAUCUUAUCUCAGUCUGAAGCGUCUCCACGAACAUCUGGUCGGUUUUCUCACAGCAGCGGUCCUCUCAUUGGCUCUUUCACCGACAGUCCUCCGAUUUCGCCGUCGCAAGUCGACGACGUUAAGCAAUUUUGCCGAUCAAACAACAACAACACACAUAAUUUGAACUACUCUCAAUUCCGUUCGACGGCGAACGCUCCGGGACCAAUCACCGCAACAACCACACAGUCCAAGACGGUGGGCCGGUGGAUGAAAGACCGGAGAGAGAAAAAGAAGGAAGAAACACGAGCCCUCAACGCGCAGAUACUCGCGGCUGUCUCCAUCGCCGGCGUGGCAGCCGCGGUGGCUGCAAUCGCGGCUGCAACCGCCGCUUCGUCUAGCUCCGGAAAAGAUGAGCAGUUGGCUAAAACGGAUAUGGCCGUGGCUUCUGCUGCAACACUUGUGGCUGCUCAAUGCGUUGAGGCUGCGGAGCUUAUGGAAGCUGAGCGGCAUCAUUUAGCCUCCGUUGUUAGCUCCGCCGUCAAUGUCCGAUCCGCCGGAGAUAUCACGACAUUAACCGCCGGAGCAGCUACAGCGUUAAGAGGAUUGGCUACAUUGAAGGCGAGGGGAAUGAAGGAGGUGUGGAACGUUGCUUCAGUUAUUCCAAUGGAUAAAGGAAUCAAUCAUGGAGGCUAUAGCAAUGUUAACGGUAGCAACUGUAGCUCGAGCAGCGGUCACAGUGGCGAAUUUAUAGCUGAAGAUAGUUUCUUGGGACAUUGCAGCAGAGAGUGGCUGGCUCGAGGGUGCCAACUCCUCAAACGCACCCGCAAAGGUUAUCUUCAUUGGAAAAUAGUUUCUGUUUACAUAAACAGGUUAAAUCAGGUUAUGUUGAAGAUGAAGAGCAGGCAUAUUGGAGGGACCUUCACAAAGAAGAAGAAAAAUAUUGUGAUUGAGGUGAUCAAAAAUGUUCCGGCUUGGCCAGGCCGCCAUUUGCUGGAAGGAGGAGGGGAUUUGAGAUAUUUUGGGUUAAAGACGGUUAUGCGAAGGAUUGUAGAGUUUGAAUGCAGGAGCCAGAGAGAUUAUGAAAUGUGGACACAAGGUGUCUCAAGACUUCUUGCUGUUGCUGCCGAGAGGAAUAGCAGAUAUAGGAUAUGA
This is a messenger RNA of Microthlaspi erraticum, 1404 nucleotides long. Lineage: Eukaryota; Viridiplantae; Streptophyta; Magnoliopsida; Brassicales; Brassicaceae. The record is from the annotation of a GenBank genome assembly.